Molecule: messenger RNA, 1194 nt
Organism: Rhizoctonia solani
Lineage: Eukaryota; Fungi; Basidiomycota; Agaricomycetes; Cantharellales; Ceratobasidiaceae
Product: Retrotransposon-derived protein PEG10
Exons: 1
Coding region: 1-1194 (397 amino acids)
Molecular function (GO): zinc ion binding; nucleic acid binding
Source: RefSeq, a predicted model, not a curated record
AUGGAACCAGAACCGUCCCUUACCGCUCUCCUCAAGGCUAUCACAACCCUCACAGCCACAGUCGGGUCCCUGCAGGACCAAGUCCGUGCCCAAAGCCAGCAAAUCACCAAGCUCAGGGCCAUAUGCAAGGAAACAGCGGACCUCCUUGGGGAUAAAGAUCAAGGAGCCCCCCAAACCAAGCCUGGCCCAUCGACUGGGCCUAUCACCCCUCCUACACACACAGGAGGGGAAGUCCACACUCCAGGCACGGUUAGGCCUGGACUCAAGGCCCCGUUCCGCCCCUCUAGAGGAACGGGUUAUGACUCAGAAGAGGAAGAAGAACCCAGGAGAAUCCCAAAAAAGGAGCCUUGCGGAACGCCUCGGAGCCUAAGUUCCCUCACCCCCUUCAACUCAGGGUCCAGCGUAAAGCGGCCCAAAAUGGAGCUCCCAGAUCCAUACAAGGGAGACUCUAGGGGACAAAAGGCAACCCAGUGGCUGGACCGUAUGCUACUAUGGGUCGCACUUCAUCGAGAUCAAUUCGAUGAAGAGGAACAAAUGGUUGUGUGGAUUCUAUACCACAUGACAGAUAAAGCUGCCGACUGGGCUCUCCCCAUCAUUGGGACUAUUAUCAAGGGCAAGGGAAAUCCCCCCACUACCAUCCCGGCCUUAACGGCCAAAUUCAAGGAAGCCUUCGCCGAUCCAGAUGCAAAGAGGGCGGCUGCCAGGAAGAUUGCCGCAUUAACUCAGACCACAACCACGUCUGAGUACGUCACCGAAUUCCGCAACCUAAUGGCAGAACUUGACUGGAACACUGAGGCGUACAUUGCCCAGUUCACGCGCGGUCUUCACUGGAAAGUGAAGGAACUCUUGUCCACCAAGGACAAUAUUCCCAACGACGACCUAGAGGCCAUAUUCGCCGCCUCGGUCAAAAUUGACAACACUCGUCGGGAAAACGAGGAAAACCGUCCUAAGAAGCUCCCUGCCAAGUCCCCGGCCACCGUGGCCACUUCCACCACUACCACUACUCAACGGGUCCGCCUCUCAGAAGAUCCCAAUUAUGUCACACCGGAAGAAAGGGAUUGCCGCCGCGCGUCUGGCCUCUGUGUCAAGUGCGGCCAGAAGGGGCAUGGAAUCAAACAAUGCCCCAACGGCUGGAAGGCCACGAUCAAGGAGACCGCCAAGAUAGGGGAAGUUGUGGAGUCAGAAAAAGAGUAA